AUGGAGAAGCUCGGCCCAAAAGUGAAGUGGCCACAAAAGAUAAGGUCCGACCCAAACACCAGGAAGUCAAACGCCCUCUGCGAAUUCCACCAGGAACGAGGUCAUAAAAUCGAGGAUUGCAUCGCCCUAAGGAAGGAGGUCAUAAAUAUGCUUCACCAAGGACACUUGAAAGAGUUGAUGAGCAACCGAGGAAGGGCCAACUUCGCCCGAGGACGUGAACAGCACCAGGGGCCGCCAAAACCACCUUCACCAACUCGCACCAUUCAAAUGAUCAUUGGAGGUGGCGAUGGAGCAUCGAUUAACAACGUAAAGUUCACCACAACCCACAGACUCAAACAUUCGAUCACUCAUGAAUGGUACGACGAACUCGAAGAAAGUAUCAUCUUCGAUAUGUUAGAUACUCACAAUUUGGUUUUCCCUCACUAUGAUGCUCUCGUUAUCACUUUACGAAUAUUAGAUACAUAUGUGAGAUAUAUUACAGUAGACGAUGGGAUUGGCGCGUGCAUUAUCCACCCUCAAGUGCUUGUACAGAUGAAACUCGAGGAUAAGAUAGUGUCACGCUACAUCAUGUUAACUGGUUUUAACAAUGCACUUAAACGAACAUCUGGAGAAAUCACACUCCCCUUCCUUGCCGGAGGCGUCACCCUGGAAACCAUAUUCCACAUCAUGGAUCAGGACAUGGCGUAUAACUCCAUAAUAGGUCGGCCUUGGAUAUACUCCAUGAAGGCCAUCCCCUCCAGCUUGUACCAGAUUAUCAAAUUUCCCACCUUGUGGGGAGUGUUCAGCAUACGAGGCGAACAACGCACGUACCGAGAAUACCAUUGCAUCGCCCAGGACUGCACAUACACCCAACAAAUAAAGGGAAAAGUAAAAGAGGCAUAG
Molecule: messenger RNA, 882 nt
Organism: Nicotiana tabacum (common tobacco)
Lineage: Eukaryota; Viridiplantae; Streptophyta; Magnoliopsida; Solanales; Solanaceae
Source: RefSeq, a predicted model, not a curated record